GACAUGAUGAUGUUAGAGUCAAGAAACAGUAUGAGAGCUUCAAACACACUCCCAGAUCUGUCUCUUCAGAUCAGCCUUCCUAACUCUCAAGCCAUGAAACCUCUUAAUGGUGGUGACCGGAGCUCCACAAGUAGUGACUCAGGAAGCAGCCUAAGUGAGCUAAGCCAUGAGAACAGCUUCUUGAUCAACAAACCUCUCUUGAGCUUAGGCUUUGAUCAUCAUCAUCAUCAUCAGCAUCAACAAAGGCACUCAAACAUGUUCCAACCACAAAUCUAUGGCCGAGAUUUCAAGAGAAGCUCAUCAUCAAUGGUUGGUCUUAAACGAAGCAUUAGAGCUCCAAGAAUGAGAUGGACUUCUACUCUUCAUGCUCACUUUGUUCAUGCUGUUCAACUUCUUGGCGGCCAUGAAAGAGCAACGCCUAAAUCAGUGUUGGAGCUGAUGAAUGUGAAGGAUCUAACCCUAGCUCAUGUCAAGAGUCACUUGCAGAUGUAUAGAACAGUAAAAUGCACUGAUAAAGGAUCAACAGUAGAAGGAAAGGUAGAGAAAGAGGCAGAGCAGAGGAUAGAGGACAAAAGUAAUAAUGAAGAAGCUGAUGAAGGAACUGACACAAAUUCGCCAAACUCAUCAUCUUUGCAUAAGACCCAAAGGACUUCUUGGUCAUCCACAAAGGGAGUACCUAUGAGCAUAUCUAAACAAGAAGAGUCUCACUUGGGAACAACUCAUCACACUAAGGAGAACAAGGAGAACGAGGCAACAAACGUUCAUCUCAAUUUGGAAUUCACAUUAGGCCGGCCGAGUUGGGGAAUGGACUAUGUAGAACCAUCCAAUGAUCUAACCCUUCUCAAGUGCUAAUUGUUUAACUUGAAGAACAACAAGAGAAUAAGUCAGCUUAGAUUUGCCAGUUUUUAACAUAAUUUAACUUUGUUUGAUCAUAUGGACUUUGGAAAAGAAUCAUAUAUGAUCUUUCUUCCAAGAAUGUUCUAUGAUUUUUGGGGAUGUAUAAACAAGAGAAUCAGAUUAAGUAG
This is a messenger RNA of Capsella rubella, 1025 nucleotides long. RefSeq names its product probable transcription factor KAN4. The coding region runs from base 4 to 852 and encodes 282 amino acids. Gene Ontology annotation, molecular function: transcription cis-regulatory region binding. The transcript is spliced from 6 exons. Gene Ontology annotation, cellular component: nucleus. Gene Ontology annotation, biological process: abaxial cell fate specification; regulation of DNA-templated transcription. The record is from RefSeq and is a predicted model, not a curated record. Lineage: Eukaryota; Viridiplantae; Streptophyta; Magnoliopsida; Brassicales; Brassicaceae.